Meriones unguiculatus (Mongolian gerbil) is the source of this 10013-nucleotide messenger RNA. It is a transcript of the gene Disp1, whose product is annotated as dispatched RND transporter family member 1. The record is from RefSeq and is a predicted model, not a curated record. NCBI's taxonomy places the organism in Eukaryota, Metazoa, Chordata, Mammalia, Rodentia, Muridae. The transcript has 9 exons. Gene Ontology annotation, cellular component: membrane. The coding region runs from base 5431 to 9990 and encodes 1519 amino acids.
GAAAACCAUGUUCUUUCAGCAUUUCCAGCCACAAGUGCAGCAGCAUACUUGUUUUAAAAGAUACAUAACAGACUUUAUAUUUAAUCAAAUUAUGGAAGGCCAGUUUGAGUUAGAAAGCAGCAUGAGGUGCAGAGCCAUAGACAUUCCCUGGUGAUGGAAGAGGCCCCUGUUCCUUUUUCACAGUUGUAUUUGUCUGGCACAUGGUAGAUGUUCAGCAAAGAUCUGUGCAGUGAAUGAAUCUCAGGAGCUUUUGUCUGACUUAUUAUUAAUUAAAAUGGGUUCUUCUCUCAUACAAUGACUAUCCACUUUACAGGUGAAGAAGCAUAAUCUGGAGAUGGAAUGGCUAAUUUAGAAGAGCCCCAAGUAUUUUUUGCUCAUUUAUCACUUGCUAUAUCUUUAAAGGGACUUUGAUUUUCAAGCUCUAUAGUAGUUGGAAUUAAGCCAAACAUAAUAAUGUGAAAUUUUUGUAUGGACUGCUACAGUGGCUUGACCAUUUAUAGUUGUGAUUUGCAUAUUCGUUGUUUGUAAACAGGCAGUUAUAAAGUUCUCAUGGAGGUACUUAAACAGUUGCCUUCUUGAGCUAAUUUUGUUCCUUUAUGUUGUUGUUACUGUUUUAUUGUUUGACUUGUUGGUAACUUCCCUGCUGAGGGCUGUCGGAACUUCAGUUAUUGAACAGAGUGUGGUGUCACUGGCUUGAGUGUGAAGGGACUUCAGAAACGAUCUUGCUGAAGCAAUUCAUUGUUUAGAAGAAGAAACGGGCCUCCAGGCGGCUAAGUAACUUGCCAAUACCACAUCAAUAGUUGGCAACAAAGCUGGAAGUAGAGCCCAGGUUUUACGGUCUCUUGUUCAGUGUAUCUUUGUUGUGAAUAAUUUACCUCUAACUGACAAAUAAUAUAAGAAGUCAGAGUUUAGGUGCAGAUUUAUUUAGGCAGUGAUAUAUGAUAAAAAAUAGGACAAUCAGGGGCAGUCUUAAAAAUCAGUUACAUUGGCUUUUCUUUCCUCCCGAGUGCUCGGUCACUGUGCCUGUUGAAGAGUAACGGGUUAGUGGGAAGAUGACCUAAGGAGAGGAGGACGCCUAGGCAGUCAGGGUGGGGGACACAUGAAGGAUCUGAACUGCUCUGGGGUCAAGAAGAAUGAUUAUGAGAGAAGAGUGUGUCUGCACCAUGUGAUGAUCUUACGGGGCUGCAGACAUGGGGUUAGCCCUGAUGCUGCUGACUGAAGGCAUAGCCAGGAGAGAAACAAAAGCCUAGUCAUACAGUCAUGUGCAUUACUUUAUGAAAAGAAGAACAAUGCCUAGCAUAUGUGGGCCUGUGUAUGUAUGCCUGCAUAUGUGUUUAAAGAUUAUAUUUGAAUUGAUUGAAUGAGCCCAGAAGAGUCAGAGCAGUUAUAUAUUGAUACCUCAUGAAUUAUCAUUUGGAAGAUAAAUUACCUUUUCUUUGGUAACUAUAUUAUUUAAUGUAUUACAUUCACGUAUUAUUUGUAUUAAACAAAAUGGAACUAAACAAAAAUCUAUUCAUAGAUUCUCAGACUUAAGAUCUUUUUAACUUUUAGAGUUUGCAGGAAGGUCUUGGUCAGUGUCUGAGGCUUUUCUUGAACCCUCCUGCCUCAGUUUUCCACGUGCUAGGAUUGUAAAUGUGCCCCACCCCUAUCCUUGCAGCUUAUUUAUGAUUGUUUAAAAACUGAGCUUUAAACAGGAUGGCAGAUAAUAGAUUUUCCAAUAGAAAAAUCCAAAUGAUUCGUCCUCUGAGUCACUGUGCUCUGGGCAUUUCUAACACACCGACUUUUAAAACGUUUUUCUUAUUAUAUCAGAAAUCUCUUAUGUUUAGCAGCAAAUUGAAGUUAUAUAUUCAUCGAAUUUUUGUAUGUUUGUUUCCAUAUAAAAUCAAGGCUAAUAAAUUCCCAUAAUCUCUUCGAUUAGCUUAAGACUGGAACCAUCCUUCUGCUAGAAAUGGAUUAUUACUGUAUUUUCUAAGUCCCGAAUCUCUUGAGCUUUUCAUAAGUUUAAUAAAUACUUUAAUAAAUACUCUUGUAAUUUUCCAGUACUGGAGAUCUUUAGUUCCAAGAAGUUGCAUGUUUAAUUUAAAUAACAGAUACUAAUAAAAGAAAGAAUAUUUUUGGGUGUAAAUAUUGGCUGGGAGCAUGUUAGUCACAGGUUUCACAUAGCGCUAACAAAGCUGUUUUUCAUAGAAAAUUUAAAACUAGGCAAUUUAAAAACUGAGGAAAACACAAGUGAUAAUUUGUGCUGGAGUGAGAAAACAAAAAUUCUAUUUUUUUUUCUGGUUAAGGCAUGUGUUUUACUAUUAACUCCUUGAAGCUAUUUUUUUCAUUGUAGUAGCAUCACCUUAGUAUUUAUAGUUUGUAACCAGGUCUUACAAUUAAACGGCACAUUCUAAUUUUCCUUGUAGUUAUUAAUUGCAUGUGCACAUGAUGUGUGUGUGUGGGAGGGGACGCAUGCCAUGUUUCCCUGUGGAGGUCAGAGGGCAGCUUUGAAGGAGUCAGUUCUCUCCGAAUACCGUUACAUGUUCCACGGUUCAACUUAGGUCCCUAGGCUUGUACAACAGGCAGCUUUACAUGCUGAGCCAUCUCACCAGCCUGACACUACAUCUUAGCAAGAGAAGCCCUCCUCUCCAAGGAGCUAGUAAAGUUUGCAGAAACCUGUAAGAAGGGUCUUCUGUGAAGGCUCAGAAUGUGAAGAUUCGUCGAUUUCAGCAAUAAGAGAACAGAGCAGAUUGCACAUGGUGAGAGGGUUUGAUGCACUGCUGACUCUUUCCUAGCUUUUAAAUAAAUUCAUUACAGUUAGCCUUCAAGAAGAAUUCUGACCACCUGUAUGGCUACUACUAAGUUUUAAUUGAAAAUUAGGUCACCCUCGUUGACUGCUGCUGUGUUGUUGGUGAGGAGAGCAUAGAAGACAGGGCUUCCUGGCUUGUAAUGCAGUUCAGCUGCUGGGUCAUCUAGCUUGUUAAGCCUUAAGUCACAGAGGGCCUUACUUUCUUCCUUUAAAAUAGUGUCUUCAUUUAAGGCUGUAUAUGCAGUUGCAUGUUUUCUGCAUAUAGCUUAAGGAUUUUAAACUUAAAAUGUGCUAUGAAUUAUUUUGACUGUUUUCUCCUUUUCCUUUUGUGGUAGGAGCUGAAAGACCAAACAGAAGUGGCUGAUGCCUUUCUGGACAUCAGAGGGACAGAUAUUAAUUUAGUUAGAACUAUGGUACUAACAAGCAUUUGUUAGAAAUAGUACCAACAGGCAUUUGUUAGAAAGAGGGCUGUUAAAAGCGUGAGGACUCUUGCUUUUGACCUGUUUCGUUGUUUGGUUGAGAUGGUGUCUUGUGUAUCCUGGACUGAAUUUGGGCUCCUAGCCGUCCCCUUGCCUCAGGCUUCCUGAGUGCUGAGACAGAGAUACAUGGCACCAUGCUUGGCAGGCCCUUGCUGGUGGAGGAUUUGUAGAGAUACAUGGCACCAUGCUUGGCAGGCCCUUGCUGGUAGAGGAUUUGUACUUGCUAUUAAAUUUUAGGAUUUGUUCAUGAUUUAAAUAUUUCUUUCUAGAAGAAAAAUAUGUGAAGACAGCCAGGAAAAUUCCAGAAGCAGCAGGUGAAACACCUGCUUAAGAUGGCAAAAAUGGAGUAUUGAUAAUAUGUGCUUCUUUGGGUAGUCAUGAGGAGUAAGGGGCAUAGUUUAUUUAAAAUUCUUGGUAUAGUGUCUGACACAGAAAAAUAUUUACUGUUUUUGUGUAUGAUGUAUGUGUGUGUUUGUAUAUUUGCAUAUGUGAACACACACUAUGGCACACCCGGUGGUCAGAGAACAAUCUUGGCUUUGGCCUUUUUUGAGAUGGGGUCUUCUUAUUGUUUGCUCCUCUGUUGAUCCUUUUUGGCUGUUAACUACCAUGUAUGUUUUUCUUCUGUAAACAUGAGAUCAUUUUGUAAUACAGGUGUUUGUUUUCUGACACAGUCAAUGCAAGAAGAGUGAGCCAGUAAUGAGAAGUUUAAUAGUGCUCUAAAUGGAUGCAUGCUAUUGUCUCUAAGCAUCCCUCAUGACUGAGCUAACCAAUGAUAUUCCUACCCUGCUUCCGUAGAAGUGCUUAGCAAGUGACCCCAGUCUUUUGUUCUUUGUACUGUGAUGGGCUCAGACAGCAUUUGCGCAGGUGUGCCAUCCACAAGGCUCCAGACUGCUAGUUGGGCUGUGAUCUCUUGGCAGUUGGGAGUUCGCUGGUGUGGGCGUCUCACUGAGGGAGAUCCUGCCUUUCCCUCUCUUUCCACUCCGUGGGUUUGUAUUCCUGCAGUUAGAGGAAAGUACUGAGUCAGUUAGCCUGGGCUUUGAAAAUGGUUUUACAAAAGAACAAACCCCAGAUUCUAUUGGUCAUGCUUAGGGAAUGUUGAGGUCCUCGUGGACCGUUAUGAAAAGUGAGAAUGUGUGGGUGACAGGGGUUGACACUGUCUGAAACUACUGGUUUAAAAAUGGAAGCCAGAGGUUCGUCCACCUGGUUCAUCUGGGCUAAAAAGAGUUCCAGGGCAGCCUGAGCUACAUAGUGAGAACUCAUGUUAAAUAAAACAGGCAGCAGCAACAGCUCCCUCCUCCCGGCAUUCCUGCCUCACUUCCCCAACCAAAACAUAAAUAUGAAGAAAUACCUCUUGUGGCUGAGGCAGAAAUAUGGCAAGUUAGAGGCCAUCUGGAGCUCCAUAACGAAGCCCUGUGUGGGGUGGAGUGGAGGAACGCAGCGACCCUUCCUUAGGCCUGUGUUUUUAUAACUGUUGAUGGAAACUUGUUUCUCUGUAUUUCCUUCUUCUCUUCUCUCCUUCCACCCCCACUUCUUUGUGGCUGAAUAAAGAAUGCUGCAACACAUGCCCUUGUAUACACCAUUUUAACAAAAUUUUAUGUUUAGUUGUGAUGUAAACUCCAGUGGCAAUGGGUGUUUAGAUGAAAGGAUUUUAAAGGGUUCAUUGAUGGUUGUUAGUAGCUGUAACUGUCCUGUAGAGAGGCUUCCCAGUUACACUACCAGGUAAAACUACAUUUUCUCACUUUCAUUGGCACCAGUGUUUGAUUGGAACAAAGUUUUGUUAUGAGUAAGCUAUUGUGAACUCACCAUUAACUUUGUAAGUUGUUUGUCCACAUUUUCUGACACAUUUAAUUCCCGACCCGUAGUUCUCUGCUUCUAACCAGCAAUCUUGUGAUAUGUAGGUUGGCUCCAAGCUGCUCAACCCAUGGCUACAGAAGCCUUAAGACUGAGGGCUGCAGAGAGGAGCUGUGCCCUGGGGGUGGCAUUAAGGAUCUUUGGAAGAACAGCCAGUGUUCUUAACCUCUGGGCCAUCUCUCCAGCUCCCAGAUGUUGUUUCUUAAUGUACUAAGAGAAGCUGCCCGUGUCUCCUGCCACAGUACUGCGAAGCCAAGGUGGUGCUGCUGAUCAGAACCUACACCAUCAUUUUAGGGGCUAAGGAAUUGGAGCAUGGCUGUGAUCAGCGGAAGUGAUUCUGUGCUUCUGAGCAAUGGCAGCAUCUCAGCCAGUACCAUCAACCCUAGUCCCCUCACCCCCAGCGAUGGAGACCCCACAGCCCAGCAGCUCACUCCCAGAGAAGCCCCGAGAACAAAAGCAAGUCCAAAUGGAUGCCUGCAACUUAAUGGCACAGUUAAGUCAUCCUUUCUGCCUUUAGACAACCAAAGAACACCUCAGACGUCAGCUCAGUGCUGCCAUCCUUGUCCAUACCAUCACCCUGUGACCAGCCAUAACAGUCACCAAGAGUGCCAUCCCGAGGCUGGCCUUGCAGCAUCCUCCGCUUUGGCCUCGUGUUGCAUGCAGCCACAUUCCGAAUACUCUGCAUCUCUGUGUCCAAACCAUUCGCCUGUCUAUCAGGCUGCGCACUGCCUUCAGCCCUCGCCAUCUUUCUGCCUUCAUCACCCGUGGCCUGACCAUUUCCAACAUCAACCUGUACAGCAGCACCUGGCCAUCAUCAGGCCAUCCAGACCUUUCAAAUUUCCGAGAAGCUACGCAGCCCUGCUGGCCGACUGGCCCGUGGUGGUCCUGGGCAUGUGCACUCUGCUCAUCGUGGUCUGUGCCCUGGUGGGGGUCUUAGUCCCCGAGCUCCCCGACUUCUCUGAUCCACUGCUGGGUUUUGAACCAAGAGGGACUGCAAUAGGACAGAGGCUGGUCACAUGGAAUAACAUGAUGAAAAAUACAGGAUACAAAGCAACAUUAGCAAAUUAUCCUUAUAAGUAUGCAGAGGAGCAAGCCAAAAGCCACAGGGAAGACAGAUGGUCAGAUGAUCAUCAUGAGAGAGAGAAAAGAGAAGUAGACUGGAACUUCCAGAAAGACAGCUUUUUCUGCGAUGUUCCAAGUGACGGAUACUCCAGAGUCGUGUUUGCUUCUGCAGGAGGGGAGACUCUGUGGAAUUUACCUGCAAUUAAGUCCAUGUGUGACGUGGAUAACUCCAGGAUCAGAUCCCACCCCCAGUUCAGCGACCUCUGCCAGAGGACCACAGCCGUCUCCUGCUGCCCCAGCUGGACUCUGGGGAAUUACAUCGCCAUUCUGAACAACAGAUCAUCCUGUCAGAAAAUCGUCGAGCGAGAUGUCUCUCACACACUGAAGCUGCUGCGGACCUGUGCCAAGCACUACCAAAACGGCACCCUGGGGCCAGACUGCUGGGACAAGGCGGCCAGGAGAAAGGACCAGCUCAAGUGCACAAACGUGCCACGCAAGUGUACCAAAUACAACGCCGUGUACCAGAUUCUCCACUACUUGGUGGACAAAGACUUCAUGGCCCCAAAGACGGCUGACUCCGCCGUGCCAGCUUUAAAAUACAGCAUGCUCUUCUCCCCCACAGAGAAAGGGGAGAGCAUGAUGAAUAUCUACCUGGACAACUUUGAGAACUGGAACUCUUCGGAUGGCAUCACCACCGUCACUGGGAUCGAGUUUGGCAUCAAGCACAGCUUGUUUCAGGACUACCUCCUCAUGGAUACUGUGUAUCCUGCCAUCGCCAUCAUCAUCGUCCUUCUCAUCAUGUGUGUCUACACCAAGUCCAUGUUCAUCACCCUGAUGACGAUGUUCGCCAUCAUCAGCUCCUUGAUCGUCUCCUACUUCCUCUACCGAGUCGUAUUCAACUUUGAGUUUUUCCCGUUCAUGAACCUCACGGCGCUCAUCAUCCUGGUGGGAAUCGGCGCAGACGAUGCCUUUGUCCUGUGCGAUGUCUGGAACUACACCAAGUUCGACAAGCCUCGUGCAGAGACGUCGGAGGCGGUGAGCGUCACCUUGCAGCACGCUGCCCUCUCUAUGUUCGUCACCAGCUUCACCACUGCCGCUGCCUUCUACGCUAACUACGUUAGCAACAUCACGGCCAUCAGAUGCUUCGGGGUGUACGCAGGGACCGCUAUCUUGGUGAAUUACGUCCUGAUGGUCACCUGGCUGCCAGCUGUCAUUGUUCUGCAUGAGCGGUACCUCCUCAACAUGUUCACCUGCUCCCGCAAGCCCCAGCCGCACGCCUACGACAAGAGCUGCUGGAGGCUGGUCUGCCAGAGGGGCCGCAGGCUGCUCUUUGCCGUCUCGGAGGCAUCUCGGAUCUUCUUUGAAAAGGUGCUGCCGUGCAUCGUCAUCAAGUUCCGCUACCUUUGGCUGGUCUGGUUCCUUGCCCUCACCGUGGGCGGGGCCUACAUCGUGUGCAUAAACCCGAAGAUGAAGCUGCCCUCGUUGGAGUUGUCCGAGUUCCAGGUGUUCCGCUCCUCUCAUCCCUUCGAGCGCUACGAUGCCGAGUUCAAGAAGCUUUUCAUGUUUGAGCGGGUUCACCAUGGAGAGGAGCUCCAUAUGCCCAUCACAGUCAUCUGGGGCGUGUCCCCAGAAGACAGCGGCGACCCUCUGAACCCCAAGAGCAAAGGGAAGCUGACACUAGACAGCACUUUUAACAUUGCUAGUCCAGCCUCCCAGGCCUGGAUCUUGCACUUCUGUCAAAAGCUGAGGAAUCAAACCUUCUUCUACCAGACCGAUCAGCAGGACUUCACCAGCUGCUUCAUCGAGACCUUCAAACAGUGGAUGGAAAACCAGGACUGCGACGAGCCUGCCCUGUACCCAUGCUGCAGCCACUGCAGCUUCCCCUACAAGCAAGAGGUUUUUGAGCUGUGCAUCAAGAAGGCCAUCAUGGAGCUGGACAGGAGUACAGGGUACCAUCUCAAUAACAAGACCCCCGGGCCGAGGUUUGACAUCAACGACACCAUCAGGGCUGUGGUACUGGAGUUCCAGAGUACCUUCCUCUUCACGUUGGCUUACGAGAAGAUGCAACAGUUCUAUAAGGAGGUAGACUCAUGGAUUUCCAGCGAGCUGAGUUCGGCGCCCGAGGGCCUAAGCCACGGCUGGUUUGUCAGCAACCUGGAGUUCUAUGACCUGCAGGACAGCCUCUCCGAUGGCACCCUCAUUGCCAUGGGGCUCUCAGUGGCCGUGGCGUUUAGUGUGAUGCUGCUGACCACAUGGAAUAUUAUCAUCAGCCUUUAUGCCAUCAUUUCCAUAGCUGGAACCAUCUUUGUCACCGUUGGGUCCCUCGUCCUGCUCGGCUGGGAGCUGAACGUGCUGGAGUCUGUCACCAUCUCCGUCGCAGUUGGCUUGUCUGUAGACUUUGCUGUCCACUACGGGGUGGCCUAUCGCUUGGCUCCAGAUCCCGACCGAGAAGGCAAGGUCAUCUUCUCCCUGAGUCGUAUGGGCUCUGCAAUUGCCAUGGCCGCAUUGACCACCUUUGUAGCGGGGGCCAUGAUGAUGCCCUCCACGGUCCUGGCUUACACCCAGCUGGGCACCUUCAUGAUGCUUGUCAUGUGCAUCAGUUGGGCCUUCGCCACCUUCUUCUUCCAAUGCAUGUGUCGGUGCCUUGGGCCACAGGGCACCUGUGGCCAGAUCCCUUUACCUAAAAAGCUUCAGUGUAGUGCCUUUGCCCACACCUUGUCUGCAAGUCCUGGUGAUAGGGGACCAAGCAAAACACACACCUCCAGUUCUUACCGUGUAGACACCAGGGGCCAAAAGUCCGAACUGGAACAUGAGUUUUACGAGUUACAACCGCUGGCAUCUCACAGCUGUGCCGCCUCAGAGAAGAACACUUACAGAGAGCCACACAUCUGCUCUGAGUUUUUCAACGGCCAAGCAAAGAACUUAAGGAUGCGUGUGCCUGAAGCCUACAGCAGCGAGCUCACCAAAAGCCCCAGGAGUGAAGCAGGCUCAGCCCUGUUACAGCCCUGUCUGGAGCAGGACGCCAUGUGUCACUUCUCUCUCAGUCCGAGGUGCAGCUGCCCAAAUGCCUAUACACACUUAAAGUAUGCCCCAUACUCUUGUCAGCAGAUGGGUGACUCCCUAUGUCACGAGUGUGCCUCCACUGCUGGCAGCUUUGUCCAGAUUCAGAAUGCAGUGGCACCAGUGAAGGCCACACACCAGGCCGCUGAAGACCUUCUGCAUCCCAUCCGGCACAUGCUGCCACCAGGGAUGCAAAAUUCACUGCCUAGGAAUUUCUUUCUCCACCCAGUGCAGCACAUUCAGGCCCAAGAAAAGCUCGGUCACACCAGCAUACACAGCCUUCAGGACUUGGAUGAGCAUCUUCCCAGGACAGCAGAACCAUCUCCGUCUGCCAGCAGGAGCACUGAGUCUUCCCAAAGAGCUUGUUGCAAUCCUGAGACUAACCAAAGGGGACUCUGCAAAAGCAGAGACACGGGGGACACAGAGAGCAGUGGAGGGACUGAAACCAAGGUCUCUAGUUUCCCAAACCAGACUGACAAGGCAGAGAAGGUGGAGCCAGGCCUGCUGCAGACCAAUGAAAUUGUGAACUCAGAACACUUACGUCAUAAUGAACCCAAACUUAUUUUCAGCCAUUUUACAGGGGAGGCCAGCUGCAGGUCCUGCCCAAACAGUCCACAAAGCUGUAGAAGCCUUGUGAGAUUGAAGUACGGUUCCUCGGACUGCCAGGUGCCAAACCUCGAAGCCAACGUGCCUGCUGUACCAACAUACUCAGAACUGUCUGGCAAAAGUCUGUUAAUAAAAACGCUCUAAUAAAUCCAGCUUUACAUUCAGAA